UUAGCAAAUGAAUUUUUUAUCGAUACAGUUUAGAGAGAAAAAUAAUUAAGUGAAGAUAUUUAAUUCUAUUCCACCGAUCGAUAUAAAUUUUUUUAAUAUUAAAAAUAUUAAUACUUAGCAAGGCAGUUAGUUAUGUGUGCCAGCGCGCGGCCGCGCCAGAACGAGACAGCGAGCGGCUAUUUAGCUCUCCGUGCCAGUUGGUGAAGACAGUCUGCGGACGGACGUCGCGAGUCGGUCGCGUGGACCACGGAAAACGCGCGUGCGAGUAGCAGCCAUGAGCCUGUCAAUUACGGUACUUCUGCUGAUGGCAAUCACUUUGGGUCAAGGCUUUACCGGGACACCACGAACGUACAACCUGCAAACGGAGGAAGACCGCUAUGGCAAGUAUGAGCGGGUGCUCAUUGGACUUAAAACAUCCGAGGGUCUCACCGUGGAUAGUAAAGUUCUGGACAAGGUCCGGGAAGUGCUGUUCGAGGAGGAAGCCGCUCUCCCCAUGACCAAAGGAGAAAAGCUGGUCGCGGUUCAUCUGGAUCGACCGAAACAGUCUCGGGAAAUAGCGCAAUUGCAAUAUAAAAAUAGAUUAGGUUAG
Molecule: messenger RNA, 589 nt
Organism: Sabethes cyaneus
Lineage: Eukaryota; Metazoa; Arthropoda; Insecta; Diptera; Culicidae
Exons: 3
Coding region: 275-589 (104 amino acids)
Source: RefSeq, a predicted model, not a curated record